This is a messenger RNA of Botrytis sinoallii, 819 nucleotides long. RefSeq lists its product as uncharacterized. NCBI's taxonomy places the organism in Eukaryota, Fungi, Ascomycota, Leotiomycetes, Helotiales, Sclerotiniaceae. The record is from RefSeq and is a predicted model, not a curated record. The transcript has 2 exons. The coding region runs from base 1 to 819 and encodes 272 amino acids.
AUGCCGGACCCUAUUACUGUUAGCACUAUAGCUAGUGUAGCCGGGGCUCUAUCUCAUUCAAUCUCCAUCGCUGCAUUCGUCAAAGAUAUCAAGAAUACUCCAGCAGACGUAAAGACCUGUUUCUCCCUCACCGAACGGGUUUCUACUGACCUAGAACAUCUUAUUCUUCUCCGUUCCCAACAUUCUAAAUAUCUUUCUCGAAGCCCAUUUGCCUCCAAAAGACUAGAUGGCAUCAUCAAUGAUGUAAGAGAAAGUAUCUUGGACAUAUGCAGACUAUUGGAAGGGUGUAGAAAAGAGGUUUAUGAAGGUGAACAUAUCCCGGUGAAGAAGAGGUUGCAAUGGGUACUAGGCGAUGGAUCAGCAUUUGAGAGGAGAAGAGGGAAUCUGCAACAACAGCAUAUUGCACUUCUGGCGGAAAUUGGAUGGUUAAGGGGACUUGAAGUGGGGAAGGGAACAGGGAAUUUGGAGUUUGAAAAUGUUGAAUUGUUGAGCGCAGGAAGAAGGGAGAGGAAGAGCAGUUCAGUUUCUCAGACUGGAAAUCGAUACGAGGGUAUUGACUUGAGACAGCCAAGUAAAGGUGUGGAAGUGGAAGUUGAGGAACUAGAUUUUGGUGGGGAUAUAGAGCCAGACUCUCCCGUGGCAAAGGAAAACAUAGCUAGGAAACCUGUGGCUAUUCCUAGCGAAAGUCGUCAAGAGUUCAGCAAAUAUGAGGAAUCGGAUGAUGAGGAUCCAGAAUUGGCUUUUUACAGAGAUUUGAGGAGACAAGAAGAAGAAAGACAUAAGAGAAUGGCCGGGAGGAAGAAGUUGAGAAAUCCAUGA